GUGCUCUGAGCGCGAAGGGGUGCUCAACUAUUUUGCUCUGAAUUGUAAAUUUUUUACAUAUGAAUGCUAUUUUGCGAUUUAUUGGUGAUACGCUGACGGUCCUUCUAAUUUUUCGUUGAUUUUACCGUAGCGGGUCGAUAGUGAUAUCAAUUGUUAAUUAUGAAUAUCCAAGGAAUAGUUCUCGAUGAGAACAAUAAAUCUAUUCGACAAGGAAAUAAAAUUUUAUGUGACCUUGGUGUAGCAAAUGGUGGUCCUGUUUAUGAAUUUGUUGAAGUCGAUCUUCUUGCAAGCUUGAGCACUGGUAUACCAUCUGCUAAUAAUAUUCAUGAUGGUGCUGGUUCUAGUCAAAGUUACGGAGUUGAAAACAUUGAGGCCAACGCUUCCUCCAACAAAUCUGAUGCGCUCGUGGAGCUAACAGGGAACAUGGGAGAAAUACCCUGGAACUCGAAAAGGGUGAAACUAUGGAUAGAAUCCUUCAGGGAAGUUACUGAGGACAAAUCAAGUAAAAAAAUGUUACAGAAAGAAAUUUGGUUAAAAAUUGCUAACAAAGUUAACAACACAUUGACAUCUAAUGUUUCGGGAGCUCAAUGUGACUCGAAGUGGAAAGGCUUGAUGAAAACUUAUAAAAAACAUAAAAUGUCGGAGCAAACUACUGGUGAAGCCGAACACGUUAAAGAGAAUGACAAAAGCGAGCCCCAAAACAACACAAAAAUUACAGAGAAAAUGAAAAGCUGCAAAAAUAAAAAACGAAACAAGAAAUUCGUUAACACAGAAUCAGGAAAUCACACAUCGAGUGAGGAUGAAAAGCAAUCAAAUGAUAAACGUACGAAAUAUCGAAGGACGCAAUCAAUGGGGAAAGAAAUGUGCCUUUUGCUGAAGAAAAAGCAUGAAUAUGAUAAAAUAUUGAGGGAAGGGUUUGUUUCAACGUUCGAAAAGUACGUUCAGCUUGUAGAAAACGAAAACUUUAAAUUCUGUUAGUAUUAUUGUACUAACGUCCUGAAGGAGGAAGUACUAAUCGACAUCGGUAGAUAGUGACUUUAACAGGACAUGAAAACAAUAGUAAGAUUUUUUAAAUUUUUGCACAAAUAAUUUUUCUUCGCCUUUAGUUUAGUGCUAUCAGAACAUUGCAAGCACAUUUGGUUGGGUACAAAGAUGAAUAGGCUGUAGUUUCGUUUAUACUCUUCGAAUAAGUUAUAUAUUCGCAAAUGUCAGUAUUCGUAGUGGUAACUUUUUUCUCCUCAUACUUGAUCGUUAAGAAAUGAUAACGUGGUUAGAUUACAAAGUCAAUGGCAAUCUUCGUAAUUUUUAAUCGAGUGAUGUGAGUCCAUUGCGAGCACAUUUCGUUAAGUCUAAUAAAACAAGGCUGUCGUUUUGUUCAGACUCUUUAUCUGUCAUUUGUUGAAUCCAAUGAUUUAAAAAUAUCAGUAUUUAAAUAUUAAUAAGGAUUUUAGUUUAUAUUUGCAAUUGAUGUUAAGAAAAUCAUAUUUUUGUUUUGUUGCAAAGUAUAAAUUAGAUUUUUUCAACUUACUUUUAUAGAAUAGCUUGUGAGUAAAUUUAGUUGAGUCUGACACAAGGUCCUGUACAAUGGAUUACGAGUAAAUUUAGUUGAGAACCCAAAGAUUGGAAAAGACUAUUAUUCAUAAUUGUAGAGCUUUUUGUUUAGCACUUCAUACAUUAUAACGCAUCUUAUUUUUGUUAUGUUGCAAAGUGCAAAUAAAAUUUUAGCACUUCUUCAUUAUAAGCGUUAAAAAUUAAAGCAUUGUGAGAGCGUUGAGGGCACCAAAGACUUAAUAGUUAAAGUUUUAUAGCAGUAAAAGUGUUCUUAUAUACGUAUCAGAUUAUAAGGAAGUUACGUUUUUCAUGGGCGAUAAUCUGUUAAGUUACCUGCUGUUAGUGCAUGAUCAGCAAAUAUGUAUUAUAAACUUCAUGAAAAUAAAAUGUCUGUUUUCAUGCUCAUGAA
Molecule: messenger RNA, 1960 nt
Organism: Belonocnema kinseyi
Lineage: Eukaryota; Metazoa; Arthropoda; Insecta; Hymenoptera; Cynipidae
Exons: 5
Coding region: 160-978 (272 amino acids)
Source: RefSeq, a predicted model, not a curated record